AAAUAAUUAACGAUCAAUUGACAAUCAAUAUAUUCGAAUACCGUUUCCGAGUCUCGUUUACAGUAAAAAAAUAUUCAAAUUAACAAAAGUUGCAACUGCAAUUAUUCGAACGUAAAUUGACUAAAAUUGCAUAACAAAGCUUCGGUUGAGAUUUAAAUCGAAUAACUAAUUGAAAAUCUCGCACAUAAUGAAACACGUUAAUCAUCUGCAUAAAUAGACAAAAAUCAGCGGCAGACGCCACUUGAUGCGGAAAAAAGACUAGAUCCAUAAGUACAACAGACAUACGUAUUAGCAUACACUUCCAAGCACAUACAUACCGAGCUAUAUGUGCAAGGAUUGCUAACUGCAAUUGGCACAACUAACAAGUGGCCAACUGUUGCAAUACCAUUUACAUCCAUGUAGUAAUCGGCGAGUGUGUGUUUGCGUGCUGACGCUCAUUCACCGAUUAUGCGAUUUAAAUCAAUUUUUCAAAUCAUUUUGGCAUCACAAGCAACAAGCAACAACCAACAACCAACUAAACAGCUAUUGCUACGCAUUUCUUUAUUAUUCAAUCGUUUUGCUCGCACACAUGUUGCACACACGUCAUUUGCAUCUGCAACAGCAAAAACAACCGUCACAAGAACAACAUUGCGGAAAGCAGGAGUGAUUGCUUAAGCUUAUAAAAGAUAAAUAAAUAGAUAAAUGUAUGCGUGUGUGUGUGUGCAUGUGCGCAGUUGUAGGCCAUAAACUGCCUAUUUGAACGGCAUUUGAUCAGGAAUUGCAUCUGCAACGUUUCCACCAUCACCAACACCAUCGCCACCGCCCGUCACUCCAACGCCGCGUUAGCCAUCCCUCACAACACAACAACACGAUGGCUUAUGUAAUCUGGAAAAUAUUUAUGAAGCAAUAUUCGCAUUUUCGUUUUGAUUUGGCUACAGCAGCACCGAGCUCAGCCGCUUUGCUCAUAAGUCGUCCGCUAACCGCCCCCUUCCACCUGCAACAGCUGGCGAUUAUGUCGGCAAAUCCUCAACCCAACACCCACAACACGAAUAACAAUGAAAUUAGCGGUCAAAGCGGCAAUAUCAGUGGUAAUAGUACAACUAGGCCGCCGGAGGGUGAUGAGUAUGAUGUUGCAAUAGAAACAGAAACAACAAUAGCAACAACAAAUCCAACAGAAACCACACAGCUACCACGUAAUAGCAGUAAAAACAACAACAACAACAACAACGUCGAUAAUCGAAAAUCAGCAGAACACUUGGCUGAGGUGCUCGUUAUGCCGGUGAAUGACACAAAAACAGCUGCAACAAUUACAACAACAGCAGAAACAACAAAAGCAGAAAAAGAAACAGCAGAAACAAAAAUGCUUGCAAUGAAAAGCAACACCAACACAGCUAACGACAAAAACAGCUGGCAUGUCAGUGGUAAUGUGGCAAAUAAGGCCAGCUCAUCCGCGGCGGAAGCUCGGCCAAGUGGUGCCAUUGCACCAAUUGCGCAAGAAGAAGAAGACGCCGAAGAGGUUUGGUAUUCGGAGGAGGACGCGGAGGAGUUAGUGCUGGAAUGUAGAGGCCGCGAAUUGCCGGAAAAGCAACUGCAAAGCGGCUGUUGUUUAAUCAAUGCUAAUGAACAGGGUAGUCAAGCCGAUAUGAAGGUAAAUGAAAAUGCAAUAAUAACAACAAACGUCAACCCGCUGCAUACAACCACGCAAGAGAAACCGGUGCAGCGUAGCAAAUCGCGCAUGCGUACAUAUUUGAAAAAGUGCAGAGAUCGUCUGACAGGUCAGCAUCAACCGGCGGUUACACAAACACAAGCACAAGCACAAACAACAACAACCAACACCACAAUGCAUUUGCAAGAUGAAAAGACGCAAGAAUCGAUUGCGCUUGAGUUACAUUACGCAGCACCAAGCAACGAAAACUCCCAACACUGCUUCCCCGUUGUCGAGGAGGCGGCGGAGGACGAGGCGAUGGAGCAGUCAAAACUCACCACCUUAAAUGCCAGAGCUGAGCGACGCGAUGACAUGGCAGCGCAUAAGCUAUUAACCCUGAACGCGAAGGAGGCGGAUGGAGUGAGGGAGAGGUUGGUGCUGGAAGCGCAAGAAGAAGGGGAAGACGAAGAGGAGGCGCGCUCAACUAGUGAACAAACAGAAUUGGCUUACGAGGAUAUCGAUUUUAGCCUGCCAUCAUCAACGUUGAUGGACAACAGCAGCGGCUCGAAUGUCAGUGUUGACCAACGCCAACAAACGACACCGUUGACCUCUGUUGCGCACAAACGAGACGCCCUAACGUUCAGUGCUCGGGUGGAGGUUGAAGUUGAUGACUCUGGUGAUUUGGCUGUCGAACAAGAGCAACACGUCAAGUUAAAGUGCUCAGUUGUCAGUGGUGAGACUUUACAACAACAACAACAACAUCAGCAGCAGCAACAACAGUCACUCCAAGUGGAAAAACAUGAGCACUUGAAUUUUAACAACAACUGUCCGCCACUUGUCAAGGAGGAACAAUUGGCUUGCGCCGUAUGGAUGGACUCCGGCACUGCUGCAUUGAUUGAUAAACACCUCGCUGCCAUUUAUACUGUCUUUACGGCGUGCACUCGCUCGAUUUUAAUUCGCCAAGCACGUGAUUUGCUCGUCUGUUCCUAUUUGGGUUGCCUGCAGUCGUUCGAAAUGAAAUUCUUAUGUAAAUUUGCUGAAAUUGCUGCUGAGCUGACACAACGACACGCCAUCGGUGAGAAUGUUCUUUGGCAUAAAGGAUGGCCACUUACAACUCCAACCGGCGAAGUUAUCUUGCAUUUGGGUGCUCUUGAUAAUGCCCUUGUGCGUCAAGGCGACAUAUAUUUAUGCGUAAAAAGUGUUGAUAAAGCGGAAACGCCACAAUUGCAUGUGGUUUGGCGUAACGCCUCAACCGGCCUACAAAUACACCAACAACAGUUACACGCAAGUGCAACCGACACAUUGGCUGCCGGCGAAGCGGCAACAAAAAUCCAAAGUCAUUGCAUCGAUUUCAACGUAAUACAACCACCAAUUACAACAACAACAACCAUUAACACUCCACCGACACCACCACCACCACCAACACACUUAAGCGCCUUAACACUCGAAAUGUUGACGAGUGACGAAUUGCCGCAAUUGUUGCAACAUUUGCUUGUGGGCGUUGAGCACAGCAUCGAGCGGGUCUCGUUGAAUGAGCUGCAGAUGCCCGCCCCAACAACGGCUAUAACAACGGGAGCAACAACAGCGUUGCCUUUGGCAACGGAUGAGGCAAAUAAUAACAGCAACAACUAUAGCCAUAAUACGCGCAGUAGCAAUAAGAAUAACAACAAUAACAGUAAUAGUGCCACCACCACAAACAGCAGCCUAAUACGCUGCAGCAACAACAAUACAAUUACAAAUUCACCAAAAUGUGCUUUACGCCGUAGCGAAUUGAUUACCAAAAACAAAAUCCUCAAUAAUAAAUUCAUGUUGCGACGCCUCACCAAUCGGCAGGACAGCAUGAAUUCCACCUCAUCGGGACAGAGUUGUGGCAGUAGCGGAAGUACCUCUAGCGAUGAGCUAAUACGCUGCAAUACCAGCAGCACCGGCAACAACAACAACAUCAACAACCACAAUAAUAUCAGCUUGGCAGUGCACAAUUUGCUAUUGGGCACCAACGCUGGCUCGUCCAUAGCAGAUCCGUCGUCAUUGAAAGCACCACCACCACCACCCGCAGGCUCAACAAAUUCGGCGAGCACUUCACCGGCUUUGCCACUCUUCUGUUUGGGCAAUUCAUUUCCGCACAUCGAUAGUGAUGAAGGUGAUGAAGAGAAUGCGGACGAGAAACGUUGUGUGACUGGAGACGAUCAAUUUGAAUGUGAAAUUGUGCCACCUGCUUCGAUCAGCGAAAUUCCUGAGAAGCUUUUAACCACAUCGGGUAUUUAUCUGCCAGGUACCAGCGAUCUGAAAGGCCAUCCAAUUGUCACCGUCGAUGCGGAAUGUGUACUUGCAGCCGGACUGAAUUGUUACGAAAUUGCAACGGUGCUGCUCUACUACAGUACGUUACCUGAAAGAAUUUCAACUGUGAAUGCUAAUGACCGUACCACACAACAACAGCAGCAGCAGCAGCAACCUUCGGUGCAACCACAGACACAGCAAUCUCAGCAGAACUACCAACAGUCACAGCAACAACAAGAGCAACCACAGCAACCGUCGAACAGCCGUCCAUCAACACCGAAAAUGGCCAGAGCAGCGGUUGCGUCGUCCGCAACAACAUCAACUACCAUAAUGCCACCAGCUUCUGGCAAUUCCACAACUGUGUCAGUCACCUCGAAUGUCACAACGGCCACAACCACCGCCGCAGCCACUGCUGUUAAAUCACCCGCCCAUGCGUCUACUGACAACUGCAGCAGUCGCAAUUGCAGUAAUGCCAACAACGCCGGUACUGCAACACCAACGUUCACCAUUCUAAUUGCCAUCGAAAAGUCGAGCCAAAUGUGCGUAAUCGACUUAAUUUGCCAAAGUCUGCGUCUGUUGACAAGGCAAAUUGCGUAUUGCGAAAUUCUUGCUGUUUGCCUCGAACACAACUUAUUACAACAACAAGAGCAGAAACAAAAACAGCAACAGCAACUUGUAUUCAGCAACAAUACAGCUGUCAGCAGUUGUACUAAUGGCGAGAAUAACGAAAGUUACAUAAAGGAACCACAGCAGCAGCAGCAACAACUAGCCACACAACAACAAAGACAACAAAACUAUACACUGAAAUUCAUUAGCGUCAAUGAAGUCACGACAAGUGUUGCACCAUCACAAAUACCGUACGGCAAAUUGCAAGGUUUGCAUCAUCACGACGCGAGGAAGUGGCGCGAAUUCUUCAUCGCACUCGAACCCUUCCAACGGCAAUGCGCCACAGCGGGCCAUCGUCUGGUGGCCGCCAUGAGUGACAUACGCUCCGCCGACCUACAGGGCCUGCCAACACGUCGACAGUUGUAUGCGCAACAUCGGGCGUUAAGUCGCGCGCUUAUGGAUUCUGAAUUACAUAAUUUGCGCAAACGUGGCGCUUUACAGCUGGCACGUUUGCAGGAGUUGGCCAAGGAAACGGCGGUGACAAUCGGUGCUGGUGCUUGUGCUGGUGUCGGGGCUACUGGUGGUGAAAAUAGUCAUAAUCUACAAAAUGGCAACAACAAUGUGAAUAAUAGCAGUAACAACAACAACAGCAGCAGUAAUCGCUACUACCAUAGUAGCAGCAGCAACAACAACAGCAAUCGCCACAUCAACGGUAGCGGUGUUGGUGGCAAUAAACUCUUGUCCACUAUUUCAUCCAUCAGCCAUCUCGGUUUCGGUGGCAGCUAUAGCUUUAGCAUGUCGCAUCAACUACAAAAACAACAACACAGUAAUGGCAGUCACUCACAAAAUCAUCGUCCCGCUGUGUCAAAGUACACGACGAGCGCAAUGACGUCAUGUGAUGCCAUCAACCACAAUCAGCAACAGCCAAAACCAACAGUAGCCAUUGCCACGGCAGUAGCUAAUAAGGCUGGAGCAGUACCAACAGGAGGAGGAGGAGGAGGAAAAGGAGUAGAGUGUUGCGACAACAUGGAUGUUGCAAUUAGACUACACAAAGUGACAUUACUAUUCAAUGAGGUCGAUCGCGCUGCCAAACGGCUGGAGCAACUCACGGAGCAGCGUCGUGAGCGUUUGCGUGAGCUAACGCGUCAGCGUGCGCUGGAGGAUGAAAUUAACGAGGUAACAUCUUGGAUCACCAGCGAUGGCAAUGAUACGCUUCAGCGUUUUGCUACACUGCAGCUGGAUUGUGAAAGCGCUAUCAAAGAGCAGGAGCAGGAGUUUGAAAAAUAUUACUUUAUAUCAAUGAAACACUUGGCCAAAGGCCGCGAUCUACACGAUGCAGCUGUCAACGUCGAGGCUUUGCAUGAAAGUGCGGUAAAUUUGAAAUCUGCGCUCGAUUGCUUCGCCGAAAAGUUGGAGCUGACACGUGAACGCAUCGAAGCAGCAUCCAGACUGCAGCAAUUGCUGGCGACGCACAAACACGACGCACACAUGCAGCAGGAGAUUCAGCGUCUAGGCGAAUUGGCUGGCGCAACAACACUCUUGGAAAAUUAUCGUCAAAAGCAGCAACAUUUAGCACAAGCUGAAGAUUGCAGCAAUGAAGAAAUCGCCACAGAGCAAUUAACUACUGCCGCUGAGCCCACAUGCCAAAUACGUAGUGCAGAGGCAACAGCCAGCAAUAUUAACAACAAACCAAAUAGUCUUAACCUCACAUUCAGCAGUAACAACGCCAACACUUUAACCAAACAACAACAGCUGCAGCAACAACUACAGCAUGUAGCCGUUAUAACAAGUACACCACUGCCGCGCAUGAAUCGUUUAAGUCAUCGCUCCAGUUCCGGUAUUGGCUCCUUCGACGGGCAGACAUGUCAUUGCUGGCGUGAGAGUCGCAAUAUGGAGGAUAUGGAUGAGUUGUUGGACGUGGAUGGUGAAGAGCUCGAAAUGGAAGAUGGCGAGGAGGAGCAAUCGAAGAUCGCCGAUUCUGGCGUGGGCGGCUGUGAACGCUGCGAAGGGAAUCCAAAGUUGACGCGUGUCUGUUCGUGUCAGAGUCUCAACGAGGCGGCUAAUUUGUACAGCAAGAGUCACAACAGCGAUGAGUUGGAUUUCGAAUGCUAUGAACGACCGAUUAAGCGCUACAAUGAUAUACACUCACCCAUGGAGGCGAAUGCGCAUCUGCAGUACCACGCCUCAAGUUUGGAAUUGUCGAAGCUGGAAGAACUCAGCUGCUUGGAUCCGAAAAUACAAAAAACGCUUCUAUUGAUCAUGCGUGAAAUGAUUGGCACUGAACGCGACUAUGUACACUCGUUGAAUUAUGUCAUUGAGAAUUAUGUUGACGAGUUGUUGCGCGAAGACAUACCGCAGCCGUUACGCGGCCAACGUAAUGUCAUUUUCGGCAACAUUGAGAAGAUCUCCGAAUUCCACAAAUGGCAUUUUCUCAAUGAACUGGAACGUUAUGAACGUAAUCCGCUCAAGGUUGGCAGCGCCUUCUUAGAGAUGGAAUCGAAAUUCUAUUUAUAUGCGCUCUAUAAUAAGAACAAACCGAAAAGUGAUACGCUAAUGAGUGAAUAUGGCACGGCGUUCUUCAAGUCCAAACAAUAUGAAUUGAAUGACAAAAUGGAUCUGGCCUCUUAUUUACUGAAGCCCGUGCAACGUAUGGGAAAAUAUGCUCUACUUCUGCAGCAACUGGUGAAAGCGUGCAAUUCUGUUGAGGGUGCCGCACUACAAGAGAUCGCUGCCGAUGUUGAAGAACUGCAACGUGCUGAAGAAAUGGUUAAGUUCCAACUAAGACAUGGUAAUGAUCUACUCGCAAUGGACUCACUACGCGAUUGUGAUGUCAAUGUCAAGGAGCAAGGACGUCUGAUGCGUCAAAAUGAAUUUCUCGUAUGGCAAGGACGUGGCGGUAAAAAAUCUUUGCGUCAAAUAUUUCUCUUUGAAGAUCUUGUGCUAUUCAGUAAGGCACGUCGGUUUCCGGAUCAGAAGAACCUUGACAUUUAUAUCUAUAAGAAUAGCAUCAAGACCUCGGAUAUUGGCCUGACGGCACAUGUUGGUGAUUCUAAAACGAAAUUUGAAAUUUGGUUCCGUAAACGUAAACCGGAAGACACCUGGACGCUGCAAUGCAUGUCGGAGGACAUCAAAAAUGCUUGGACCGACGAAAUAUCGAAGUUAUUGUGGAAACAAGCGAAUCGAAAUCGAGAAAUUCGCCUAGCCGAAAUGUCUUCGAUGGGCAUCGGUAGCAAACCCUGUCUGGACAUACGUCCCAGCAAUAAUCAGAUAAAUGAUCGCUCAAUAACGAUAUCACAACUUGGUAAAGCACCCAAAUUACGCCACUCCUUCGCCGGCAUGCAUUUGGAUGGCUCAAAGAGCGCUCGACGCCCAAACUCACUCAUCUCCGAGAGCUCACUGUCGAGCGGCACAAGCAGUUCCUCGCUCAGCACGGGCAGCUCGUCGGGUCAGGAGCGUGUUGGCGGUAGCGGUUGUAACAGCAAGUCAGCCACCGGGACUGUAAGCAGUCAUCACGCGCUCGAACUAAUCAAUGAGACGCAAACUUUGAUGCUAACCGGUGGCGCCGGUGGUGGCGCAAACGCGAAUAACGGCACAAAUGCCACAAAUACAAAUACGCUGAGUAGCAGUGGCAGCAGUGGUCGAAGCGGUCACAGCGGCAGUGGUAAAGGUGGCGCCGGCAGUGGCGGUACAGCGCGCUCGAAACGCUCAACAACGCUUGUCAGCCAACUGUCGAUGGAAAGCGGCAUACUCUCCGACAUCUCUAUGACGCCGGAUCAAGAGCAGCAAACGGAUGCGACAUGUAGUUGGUUAAAUGCAACCACAACAACAACGGCAGCGACGCUUUCAUCACCAAAUGCCAGCAGCACAACAGCCACUAUUGGCGAUGGUACCGUAAUAAUGCGUCGUCAACGGUUUCAAUACACGAAACAACAACAACAACAACAUAGAGAACAUAAAGAACUACAACACCAACAAUCAGCGCCAGCAGCGCUGCAAGAGCGCCUAAGCAUAAGCGGUCCGUAUAAUCCUUAAGCGGAAAGCUGCGCAUACUUAGUAAAGAGAAAGCAGAAAAAUUGGAAAAUGUCGAAAAUAUAUUUAGAAAUAAUUUUGGAAUAUUUUUUUUUUUAUUAAAUGAAUUAUGUAGUAUAAUACGAUAUUUACUUAAAAAAGCUAGUUAAGUGGUUUUUAUGUGUACACACAAUUUUACUAAAUUUCACCAUACACCAUACGAAUAUGGGCAUAUUUUGCGCUUACCGUUAGUUCAUAGAUAUUAGUAUUUGAUUUUAAAUAUAUAAUUUUUAUUUGUUGUUAUUUUGUUUAUUUUUUUUUUUAAAUCAUUGAUUUUUUUCAUUACUGCUAAGCCAUUGCGUAUAAAUAUAUAUAUUUUUAUUUAUUAAGCAACAAAUUAGCAUUAAUCUUCUCUAAUUCAUAAAAGUAAUGCAUUUUUAUAUACAAACUGCAGGUUAUUAACCAUUGUUUUAGUUAGUAUCAAUAGCAAUAUUAUUAAAUAAUUUGGUAAAAAACAACACUAAUUCAACCAGUGCUUAAUUACAUUUUGCUUUAAAUUUUACAAUUUUUAAAAAAUCAUUUACAUUGAAUGCGAGAAUUAUUAAAUUUUUUUGAUUACAAGCAUACACACAUUACACAUUGUAGUCUCUAAUUAAAUUGCUUGAAUUCUCUUUCUACGUGUCAACAUUUUUUUAUUGCCGAAGCGCAAAGUAAAUAGUGAAUUAAUUAAAAACAAAAUCAUAGCAAUU
This is a messenger RNA of Ceratitis capitata (Mediterranean fruit fly), 9264 nucleotides long. RefSeq lists its product as uncharacterized. Gene Ontology annotation, molecular function: guanyl-nucleotide exchange factor activity. NCBI's taxonomy places the organism in Eukaryota, Metazoa, Arthropoda, Insecta, Diptera, Tephritidae. The transcript has 19 exons. The record is from RefSeq and is a predicted model, not a curated record. The coding region runs from base 851 to 8539 and encodes 2562 amino acids.